Messenger RNA from Molossus molossus (Pallas's mastiff bat), 5037 nucleotides. It is a transcript of the gene PLIN4, whose product is annotated as perilipin 4. The coding region runs from base 83 to 5023 and encodes 1646 amino acids. The transcript is spliced from 8 exons. The record is from RefSeq and is a predicted model, not a curated record. Gene Ontology annotation, cellular component: plasma membrane. Lineage: Eukaryota; Metazoa; Chordata; Mammalia; Chiroptera; Molossidae.
GCGGAAAGCAGAGCCAGCUGCCAGCUGCGCCGCCAGUCACUCCAAAGGACCCUCACACAGUCCAGCUGCUUAGAGUAUUAACAUGUCUGCUCAAGAGGAAAGAGGCCGGGAGUCCUCCAAACCCAAGGGCAAGACCCUGAGCAGCUUCUUGGGGUUCCUGCCUGGCUUCAGUUCCUCCCGGAACCAGGUGGCCAACGCUCACAGCUCAGCAAGAGAAGCCCAGCCUGCAGCUGAUCCCACAGGUGCUCCCACCCCCAAGACCACCCAUCCCCAGGCCCAGACAGCUACUGACCCGAAGCAGAUGGCCAGGGAGGUGGAGGAGCUGCCGUCGCCUUCAGACAAGAUGAUCUCUGGGGCGAAGGACCUGGUGUGCUCCACGAUGACCAAAACCAAAGACGCCAUCUCGUCCGGAGUGGCCAAUGUGAUGGACUCAGCUAAAGGUGUGGUCCAGGGAGGUCUUGACAUGACCGGACCUGUGCUCACGGGAACCAAGGAGGCUGUGGCCAGUGGGGUCGCAGGGGCAGUGGGUAUGGCCAAAGGGACCUGUCAAACUGGUGUGGACACCACAAAGACUAUGCUGACCAACACCAAGAACACAAUCUACAGUGGAGUGACAGGUGCAGUGAACAUGGCCACAGGAGCUGUCCAGGGGGGCUUGGACACCUCAAAGGCUGUCCUCACAAGUACCAAAGACACAGUGUCCACUGGCCUCACUGGGGCAAUGGGUGUGGCCAAGAGUGCCGUCCAGACAGGUGUGGACACCUCCAAAACCAUCCUCACUGGCACCAAGGACACAGUGUCCACUGGCCUCACUGGGGCAGUCGGUGUGGCCAAGGGUGCCAUCCAAACUGGCAUGGACACCACCAAGACUGUCUUGACUGGCACCAAAGACACUGUGUCCACUGGCCUCACCGGGGCGGUGGGUGUGGCAAAGGGUGCCGUCCAAACUGGCAUGGACACCUCCAAGACAAUCCUGACUGGCACCAAAGACACCGUGUCCACUGGCCUCACCGGGGCAGUGGGUGUGGCCAAGGGUGCCAUCCAAACUGGCAUGGACACCACCAAGACCGUCUUGACUGGCACCAAAGACACAGUGUCCACUGGGAUCACUGGGGCAGUCGGUGUGGCCAAGGGUGCCAUCCAAACUGGCAUGGACACCACCAAGACCGUCUUGACUGGCACCAAAGACACAGUGUCCACUGGCCUCACUGGGGCAGUGGGUGUGGCCAAGGGUGUCGUCCAGACAGGUGUGGACACCUCAAAGACCAUCCUGACUGGCACCAAAGACACAGUGUCCACUGGCCUCACUGGGGCAGUGGGUAUGGCCAAAGGUGCCAUUCAAACUGGCAUGGACACCACCAAGACCAUCUUGACUGGCACCAAAGACACAGUGUCCACUGGCCUCACUGGGGCAGUGGGUGUGGCGAAGGGUGCCAUCCAAACUGGCAUGGACACCACUAAGACUGUCCUGGCCGGCACCAAAGACACAGUGUCCACUGGGAUCACCGGGGCAGUGGGUGUGGCCAAGGGUGCCGUCCAGACUGGUGUGAACACCUCCAAGACUGUCCUGACCGGCACCAAGGAUACAGUGUCCACUGGCCUCACUGGGGCAGUGGGUAUGGCCAAGAGUGCCGUCCAGACUGGUGUGAACACCUCCAAGACUGUCCUGACCGGCACCAAAGACACAGUGUCCACUGGCCUCACCGGGGCAGUGGGUGUGGCCAAGGGUGCCAUCCAAACUGGCAUGGACACCACUAAGACUGUCCUGGCCGGCACCAAAGACACAGUGUCCACUGGGAUCACCGGGGCAGUGGGUGUGGCCAAGGGUGCCAUCCAAACUGGCAUGGACACCACCAAGACCGUCUUGACUGGCACCAAAGACACAGUGUCCACUGGCCUCACUGGGGCAGUGGGUGUGGCCAAGGGUGUCGUCCAGACAGGUGUGGACACCUCAAAGACCAUCCUGACUGGCACCAAAGACACAGUGUCCACUGGCCUCACUGGGGCAGUGGGUAUGGCCAAAGGUGCCAUUCAAACUGGCAUGGACACCACCAAGACCAUCUUGACUGGCACCAAAGACACAGUGUCCACUGGCCUCACUGGGGCAGUGGGUGUGGCGAAGGGUGCCAUCCAAACUGGCAUGGACACCACUAAGACUGUCCUGGCUGGCACCAAAGACACAGUGUCCACUGGGAUCACCGGGGCAGUGGGUGUGGCCAAGGGUGCCGUCCAGACUGGUGUGAACACCUCCAAGACUGUCCUGACCGGCACCAAGGAUACAGUGUCCACUGGCCUCACUGGGGCAAUGGGUGUGGCCAAGGGUGCCAUCCAAACUGGCAUGGACACCACCAAGACCGUCUUGACUGGCACCAAAGACACAGUGUCCACUGGGAUCACUGGCGCAAUGGGAGUGGCCAAGGGUGCCGUCCAGACUGGUGUGAACACCUCCAAGACUGUCCUGACCGGCACCAAGGAUACAGUGUCCACUGGCCUCACUGGGGCAAUGGGUGUGGCCAAGGGUGCCAUCCAAACUGGCAUGGACACCACCAAGACUGUCUUGACUGGCACCAAAGACACAGUGUCCACUGGCCUCACCGGGGCAGUGGGUAUGGCCAAGGGUGCCAUCCAAACUGGCAUGGACACCACUAAGACCGUCUUGACUGGCACCAAAGAUACAGUGUCCACUGGCCUCACUGGCGCAAUGGGAGUGGCCAAGGGUGCCGUCCAGACUGGUGUGAACACCUCCAAGACUGUCCUGACUGGCACCAAGGACACAGUGUCCACUGGCCUCACUGGGGCAAUGGGUGUGGCCAAGGGUGCCAUCCAAACUGGCAUGGACACCACUAAGACCGUCUUGACUGGCACCAAAGAUACAGUGUCCACUGGCCUCACUGGGGCAAUGGGUGUGGCCAAGGGUGCCGUCCAGACUGGUGUGAACACCUCCAAGACUGUCCUGACCGGCACCAAGGACACAGUGUCCACUGGCCUCACUGGGGCAAUGGGUAUGGCCAAGGGUGCCAUCCAAACUGGCAUGGACACCACUAAGACCGUCUUGACUGGCACCAAAGACACAGUGUCCACUGGCCUCACUGGCGCAGUGGGUGUGGCCAAGGGUGUCGUCCAGACAGGUGUGGACACCUCAAAGACCAUCCUUACUGGCACCAAGGACACUGUAUCCACUGGCCUCACUGGGGCAGUGGGUGUGGCCAAGGGUGUCGUCCAGACAGGUGUGGACACCACCAAGACCGUCUUGACUGGCACCAAAGACACAGUGUCCACUGGGAUCACCGGGGCAGUGGGUAUGGCCAAGGGUGCCAUCCAAACUGGCAUGGACACCACUAAGACCGUCUUGACUGGCACCAAAGAUACAGUGUCCACUGGCCUCACUGGGGCAGUGGGUAUGGCCAAGAAUGCCGUCCAGACUGGUGUGAACACCUCCAAGACUGUCCUGACCGGCACCAAGGACACAGUGUCCACUGGCCUCACUGGGGCAAUGGGUGUGGCCAAGGGUGCCAUCCAAACUGGCAUGGACACCACCAAGACCGUCUUGACUGGCACCAAAGACACAGUGUCCACUGGCCUCACAGGGGCGGUGGGUACGGCCAAGGGUGCCAUUCAAACUGGCAUGGACACCUCCAAGACCAUCCUGACUGGCACCAAAGACACAGUGUCCACUGGCCUCACUGGGGCGGUGGGUUUGGCCAAGGGUGCCAUUCACACUGGCAUGGACACCACUAAGACCGUCUUGACUGGCACCAAAGACACCGUGUCCACUGGCCUCACUGGGGCAGUGGGUGUGGCCAAGAGUGCCGUCCAGACAGGCGUGGACACCACCAAGACCAUCCUCACUGGCACCAAGGACACUGUGUCCACUGGGAUCACCGCGGCAGUGGGUGUGGCCAAGGGUGCCAUCCAAACUGGCAUGGACACCUCUAAAACCAUCCUGACAGGCACCAAAGACACAGUGUCCACUGGCGUCACUGGAACAAUGGGUGUGGUCAAGAGUGCUGUCCAGACGGGUGUGGACACCUCCAAGACCAUUCUGACUGGCACGAAGGACACCAUACAGAAUUGGUUACCUGGAGCCGAGGAAAGCUCCUGUGGUGGACUCAUCAAUGACUGGGACAUGGACAAAUGUGGGGAACAAACUGUACUAAGCACCCUGCAGGCUUCAUCCUGCAAUGUCUCCAGCCUCCCAGACACACACUGUGCAGGCCACGACCGUGCCAGAGAAGCCACUGCCAGCAGCCAGGGCCUUGUUUCCACUGUGGUACCAUUCCAACAAGGCUCCACCCUGGGCCCGGAGGAUGUGGGCUGCAUGGCCACCAUAUGCGGACAUGAAGGUGUCACGGGCUCUACAACACUGCUGGAGGAGCUGGGGGAGAUCUUCCACCCAAUGAAUGCCGAGGAGCAAGCUCAGUUGGCGGCUUCUGAGCCUGGGCCCAGGGUACCCGCAGCAGACCAGAGCAGUUACUUCGUGCGUCUGGGCGACCUGGCCCACAGCUUCCGCCAGCGGGCUUUUGAGCAUGCCAUGAGCCACCUGCAGCACAGCCAGUUCCAGGCCAGGGCCACACUGGCUCAGCUUGAGGACUCCUUUAGGCUGAUUAAAAAGAUCCAGCAGGCUCCAGAAGGACAGCUGUGGCCAGAACUGAGUCUCAGAGGUGGAGUGGAGAAAGCCAGUACCCAAGAGGUGCCAGAUGUGGGGGCUCUGUCCAAGGCCUGUGGACUCAUCCAGCAGCUCCAUGUGGCCUACAGCACCCUGGCCUCUGGCCUCCAGGGCCUCCCAGCUGAGCUCCAGCAGCGGGUCCGGCAGGCGCGGCACAGCCUCUGUGAGCUCUAUGGCGUCGUCUCCUCUGCCAGCUCCAUCGCAGAGCUGCCAGCUGAGUGCCUGGCCCAGAGCCAUGAGAGUGUCGGCCAGGCCUGGCAAGGGCUGGAGAAGCUGCUGGAGAGCGUGCAGCACAGUCCCCCGCUCAGCUGGCUGGUAGGGCCUUUUGACCUGCACCCCAGUGGGCAGAAACUAUAGGUCCUCCUCAGAGC